AAAAUAUCGUCCGCAACUUACAGCUGUCAAAUAUUAAUUCUGAGACUCCUGUGUUUGUAGGAAUGCCUGGUGCUCCAGGGAUUCCUGGAGCACCAGGAGAACCAGGGAUGCCUGGAGCACGAGGACCACCAGGGGCAAGAGAGGAGGCGCUGGCGGACCAGCUGUGUAAAAAGGGCCCGAGGAGCUGCAAGGAGCUGUUGGCCAGAGGGAACACCCUGAGCGGCUGGUACACCGUUUACUCUUCGGACUGCACUGCCAUGACUGUGCUGUGUGACAUGGCCACAGACGGAGGAGGCUGGACUGUUUUCCAGAGACGGGUGGAUGGUUCAGAGGAUUUUUUCCGUGACUGGGACUCAUACAAGAGAGGUUUUGGCAACCAGCAGAUGGAAUUCUGGCUGGGAAACGACAACAUUCACCUGCUAACAUCUCAAGGAAAUAAUGAGCUGCGCAUCGACCUCAUGGAUUUUGAAACUGAGAAGUAUUUUGCCAAGUACAAAUCAUUCCAAAUUUUAGGAGAAUCUGAGAACUAUACGCUGAUUCUGGGAGACUUUCUCAAUGGCACAGCAGGUAGGUGCUGGCUGGGUUUUACUGUGAUCACAGCUAAGACGGAAUAGCAAAUUCAGCUGAGAUGUGCUGAAGUCUGGGGCAGCAGCAAAGUAAAUUCCGCCCUGUCUGCACAAUCUGAAAUUAGCCACUUAGAGAAGCACAUGCUCAGGUUCAGAGACAACACCUGAAAGCUUUGUCCCAGGCCCCUGUUGGGAAGAUGCCACCUUAUGUGCCACUGGGUUAACGAACAGGAUUCCUGGGCAUCCCUCACACACAUUGAGAACAUGCUCUGAAAUCUCCGACAGCUGGGUUCAUUUGAGGGCAGUGAAAUGCAUUGGAGAGGAUUCGCCAAAAGGAAGAGGAAGAGCAUCAUCGCCUCUUCUUCUCCCAGCGGGAUGGAGCAGUUUCUGAGCUCUAUCCCUCUGAUUACCCUGUGGGGUAAUGAGCACCUCCCCUCUCUCUCCUUCCCAGCAGUUCUCCCAUGAAGGCAGGGAGGGAACAUCAUCCCCUUGGAACAUGGCUCCCAAUUUCACUCACCACUGAGGACCCAUGACACUGGCACCAAUCACAGAAGUGCUCUUAGAUCAA
Molecule: messenger RNA, 1134 nt
Organism: Terrapene triunguis (Three-toed box turtle)
Lineage: Eukaryota; Metazoa; Chordata; Testudines; Emydidae
Product: ficolin-2-like
Exons: 5
Coding region: 63-614 (183 amino acids)
Source: RefSeq, a predicted model, not a curated record